AUGGAUGAAACCCAAGAAGGCAUGGAUCAUCUAAAGGAAAUGAUUGAAGCUGGGAGAACAAACCUGAAUAAGUUUGCUUUGAAAGAGCUAAGCAAAUAUGAGGCUGAUCCUGAUAAAGCUAGGAAAGCAGGGAAAACCAAACGGGGUAGACCAGCCAUAAUUGAUAAUCAACAUUUCUCAUAUGUCUCCAAUGGACCUGGUAGUCAGAAAGUUUAUAAUUGGCGCUGUUCAAACAGAAAAUGUGAUGCCACCUUAGGAACAAGGAAAUCGAGUGGAAACCUGGUUGGGGAUACUCUGCUAAGUCACCAACAUGGAAAUCAGCUGAUGAAAAAGACUGCAAAGAAAACUGAAUCAGCAGUCUUGCUUAAGUACGCAGGGGUUCAGGGAGCUACUCCAUCUACAGUUCUCCAGGAAAUUAGCUACAACAUGCUUUCAUCAAACUUUCCUGGACAAUUGAGUAGUUCAUCUACUGCUGGUGCCAUCAGGAUGAAGUUGUGGCGCCAGAGACAAGUUAUCAGUCCAAGACCUAGGCUCCCUUCUACAUUUGAGGAGUACAUGGACACUGACAUUCCUGACAAGUUUACCAAGGCAGCUGAUGGGGUUGAAUUUCUGAUUUACAAAGAUUGGAUUGAUGUGGAAUGUACACAACCUAUGGCAAUAUUUAUGAGCAAAUGGGCAGUUGAGAUUCUUAAAACACACAAGACUUGGCUAUUUGAUGGGACCUUUAAGUCUGCCCCAGUACCCUUUUCUCAGGUAUAUAUUGGUAUGGCAGCAUCUGAGGUAGGAGGAAAGGGUAUACCUUGUGUCUUUGGUCUCCUUCCUAACAAGAAAAAAGAAACCUAUGACAUAUUCUUCAACAAGAUAAAGGAGCAUGUUGGGGAGCAAAACUGUCCUAAAACAAUCAUCUCAGAUUUUGAGCAGGCUGUGUUCUCUAUAUGUGCUAAAGUGUUUCCAACCGUGAGCCACAAAGGUUGCAGAUUUCAUCACAACGCUGCAGUUUGGAAGAACCUGGGAGAUCAUCAUCUUCAGGAACUGUUUAAUCAGAAUCCCAGGUUCCAGGAACUAAUCUAACUGAUGUAUACACUCUGCUACGUACCUGUGGAUGUAUACACUCUGCUACGUACCUGUGGAUCAGGUGAAAAGCUAUUAUGAUGCAGUGAUCAUUCCCCAGGUUCAAGAAGGAGUUGAUCAUGAUCAAGAAUGGGAGGAUUAUGAUGAGGAGAUUGAUCAUUUUGGGUACUACUAUUCACAGACUUGGAUUGAAAAACGGGGUGGGAGGAGAGCAUUGUUUCCGCCAUGUCUUUGGAACCAGUACAGCACAGUUCUAGAGGAUGGAAUAGAAACAAACAAUAUGCUGGAAUCCUUUAAUCAUACCUGGAAUUUAUUGUCUGGGUACAGUCCAAAUGUUUGGCACAUUCAGGACCAGUUUGUCAAACAAGAUGCUGAUGCAAGACGAGCAUUUGUUUCUAAUUCAGUUGGCCAGGAUAUGGCUGAUAAUACAGGCAGAAAGCAGAGAGCCAAGGAUGCAAAACAGAGGGUUAA
This is a messenger RNA of Eurytemora carolleeae, 1542 nucleotides long. RefSeq lists its product as uncharacterized. The record is from RefSeq and is a predicted model, not a curated record. The transcript is spliced from 3 exons. Lineage: Eukaryota; Metazoa; Arthropoda; Copepoda; Calanoida; Temoridae. The coding region runs from base 1 to 1071 and encodes 356 amino acids.